AUGGGUUGGAGUAAACGAGGUAAUGGGCGCAGUUAUGACAGUUUAAAUGGAUAUGGCUGUAUCAUCGGAUUUUUAAGUGGGAAAGUUUUAGAUUAUGGAACUUGCAACCGUAAAUGUUUGUUAUGUGACUUAGGACAUCCAAAGGAAGAUCAUGACUGCCGUUUAAAUUUUCAAGGUAGUGCUAAGGCUAUGGAGCCAACCGUUGGAGCUUUGUUUGCUAACAAUAGCUCAAUUUUAAAGGAGUCAGGCUUAAAAGUUCGCGUCUUGAUAGGUGACGAAGAUAGCUCAACAAUAUCGGCGGUGCGUAAAGGAACAACAGAGACAAUGUUUAAAUUUUCAGAUAGUAAUCAUCUUCACAGAUUAUUCAGCAAUGAUGUGUAUGGAUUACGCUUACAUCACAACGAGAUGAGAACGAAGCAAGUUCCUGAACACAUUCUUAAAUGCCUCAGCUACGCCAUCGCUCAGAACAAAGGCAAAAGUCGUGAGCUUGCUGCUGCAAUGCUUUCAAUACCUGAUCAUCUAUUUAAUCACCAUGAAAAUUGUGGCUCGUGGUGUCAUCGUGCUGAACCGAACUCAAAACAGCAAACAAUUUUGCUCAAAAAUAUAAAUUUAUAUAACGCACUAAAGGAAAUUUUUACCAAAUAUGCACGAAGUGCAGAAAAGUUUUGCAUUGCUGCUUCCAGUCAGGCAAAUGAAAGUGUUAAUAACAUAAUGGCGCACAAAGCACCAAAAAAUUGUUGCUACAGCCGCAGUGAAUCCGCUGACUAUCGAUAUGCUAGUGCAAUUUGCACGAAAAAUGAAGGGGACUCGCACGUCAUGGCUGUCAAUGAAAAAUUAUCUUUAUCACCCGGCAAACACACAGCAUUUUACACAAGUCGACUUGACAGGACUAGACUUAAAAGAUCUAACAAAUCUCAGCUACCUUCUACAAAGCGUAGGAGACUAGUACUUAGUAAAAAACGAAACGAUUUGAAAAAGAAAAAUGAAAGGUCGGAAGGAAUUCAAUACCAAAGCAAUUGUGGUUUUCAAAAUUUACCAACAUAUACUGUUGAAGAACUCAUUGAUCAAGCUUCCUACGUAGAUUUUCCCAACUUAAUAUCAUCAGACUUAUCUAAGCUCGUAUAUUUUGACUUAGAGACGUCAGGCUUUAAUAAAACUGAUGAAAUUUUGCAAAUAGCAGCGCAAUGUGAUGAGUACAAAUUCAAUGUUUAUAUUACGCCAACAAAGGAAAUAAAUUUUGAAGCUUCUGAACAUACUGGAUUGAAAAACAUUAAUGGACAACUUUACUUCUGGCGUGAUCAAGUAUUAACAGUGUGUUUAGAAGAUGCUUUGCGUGCAUUUAAACAAUUUUUGUCAAAGCUGAAAGAACCUUGUCUACUCGUUGCGCAUAAUGCUUCAUUCGACAUUUCUCAUUUGGUACGAGCUUUUUUUAAAUGUGAUAUGAUAAAUGACUUUAGGAUGAUUUGUGGUUUUAGCGAUAGUCUACCGUUGUUUAAGAAACAUUUCAAUGAAAGAAGCGGUGAAGGGGCAUUUAAAUUAGAAACACUGGCUAAAGAGUUUUUACAAGAAGAGUCUUCUGGAGCUUUUCAUGAAGCAUCUUACGACGUGUAUGUUUUGAAAUCACUUGUAUGUUUUUAUAUUGCUAAUGAGGAUAUUUUUAAAAAUGCUAAGACUUAUGCUGACUCUGUUAACCAUGUUAUUGAACCACGAAAGAUUAAUAAUAAAUUACCUUCACUGAAACCACUAAAAGGUACUUUAAAAGAUGGUAUGCUACGGAAAUUGGCGAAAGAGAGUCUAACAAUUGAAGUGUUACAAAAAAAAUUCGAUGAAGAAGGAGAGGAAGGUCUGCUCAGCACUUUGACUUUGCUCAAAAAUGGCAAGCCGCGAAUAACCAAAAAUAAACGUAUACUUGCACAAAUUUUAGCUUUCUUUAAAUCCAAAAAUAAAUGUGAUUAA
This is a messenger RNA of Cotesia glomerata, 1956 nucleotides long. RefSeq lists its product as uncharacterized. NCBI's taxonomy places the organism in Eukaryota, Metazoa, Arthropoda, Insecta, Hymenoptera, Braconidae. The transcript has a single exon. Gene Ontology annotation, biological process: DNA catabolic process. Gene Ontology annotation, cellular component: cytoplasm. Gene Ontology annotation, molecular function: nucleic acid binding; 3'-5'-DNA exonuclease activity. The coding region runs from base 1 to 1956 and encodes 651 amino acids. The record is from RefSeq and is a predicted model, not a curated record.